Messenger RNA from Cydia pomonella (codling moth), 1430 nucleotides. RefSeq names its product inhibin beta chain (gene Actbeta). The record is from RefSeq and is a predicted model, not a curated record. The annotation marks the transcript as partial. Gene Ontology annotation, cellular component: extracellular region. Lineage: Eukaryota; Metazoa; Arthropoda; Insecta; Lepidoptera; Tortricidae. Gene Ontology annotation, biological process: SMAD protein signal transduction. The transcript is spliced from 4 exons. Gene Ontology annotation, molecular function: growth factor activity; cytokine activity.
CCAAGUUUUCGAAGACAACGUCUCUUUGCAGGUGACAUCUUAAACGGCCAGCGGCUGAUCGAGUUCCGCCUGGGCCAGGAGGAGCGAGACGGCGACAGUCUCUCUGUCGCGUCCGCCGAGCUGCUGGUGCUGGCUGAAGCCGGCCCGCGAGCUCAGUACACGCUGUGGGCGUUCACCGUGAGCGGGAACGGCAGUGUGGGCGAGCUGGCGGGCGUGGCGCGGCUCAAGGGCGGCUGGCAGCGGCUGGAUGUCACGGCAGCUGCCAGGCGCUGGGCGGCGAAGGGCGCGCACCAGCCGCUCAGGCUACUGCUUGAUUGCACUGGUGGCUGCACGGGCCGCGUGCGGCUGCGGCUGGGCGGCGGUCAAGCAGCGCGGCCGCUACUCCGCCUCCGCCUGUCGCCGCCACCGCCACGCCGCCGCCGAGCGCUCGACUGCGACGCCAACUCGCACGGCCGCUGUUGCCGGCAGACCUACUACGUGAGCUUCCGAGCGCUCGGCUGGGACGACUGGAUAGUCGCGCCGGAGGGCUACUACGCGAACUAUUGCCGCGGUGCUUGUGCACCCUUCCUUAAUUACCACUCGCAGGUGGUGGAGGCGGCGCGGCUGGAGCGUGCGGCGUGCUGCGCGCCGGUGCGCUUCUCCGCGCUGUCACUCAUCUACUUCGGCGCAGACUCCAACAUCGUCAAGCGCGACCUCCCCGAGAUGGUCGUGGAGGAGUGCGACUGCCCGUAGCCACCAACACUAUGGUGUAACUGUGUGUGUUGGCGUGUGUACAUAGUAGCGUCGCCACCGCCCGCUCCCGCACCCGCGCCCGCGACCGCGCCCGCUCGCGCUUUUGCCGCUCUCGACUCAGAUUAUCCGAUUCGAUUAUAAAUAAUAUUCUCGACAUGUGUAAUAUUUUGUUCCUCGCGUUCGAAAGACUAUAUCCUAAACGAAUAAAAAUUAAUGGUCGUCUACUCGCGAAUCGCUGGAUACAUCGUGGGUGAUAUACUGAGAAAAUCUAUAAUAACAUCCUCCUUGGAAGACCAAAGAUGUAUCUAACCUAUAGCAAUUAUAAAAGGAUAGACCUUUGUAUUAAUUACCAAGCGAUAUAUUAUUAUAGAUUCUCUGAGUAAAAGUCCUUGCGUUUGCACGUUACGCUUCUCUAUCAUGUUACAUAGCUUCCGUAUACAAAUACCUACCGUUAAGUCAAAUAGGCUUUCUGCGUGCAACCGCAUCGGCGACGCGAUGCGCUGCGCCACGACGCGAUGUGCUGCGCCGCGACGCGACGCGCCGCGCGCCCGCGACGUGCCGAGCGCGUGUGUAGACGCCCUGAAUAAUUUAAUACGCCGUUUUCUUUCACCGUUUUGGUGAUCGCUUGUAAUUAUUGUAAACUGUAUUAUAAUAAUUAUUAUAAUUAUAAUAAUAAAUCAACUUUUUCAUAAUUAUUA